AUGCCGAGUCUGUGCACAGAGCUGCGUCUGUGCGACUCAGUGCACCGAAAGAAAAUUGCUGACAGACAGAAUGAUUCCUGGGGAAAACAAUAUUCUUAUGCACUCUUCAAAGCUAUGAGCCAUAUGCUGUGCAUCGGUUAUGGGGCGCGGGCUCCAGUUAGCAUGUCGGACCUCUGGAUAACUAUGCUCAGUAUGAUUGUUGGCGCUACAUGCUAUGCUAUGUUUGUUGGCCACGCAACAGCCUUAAUCCAAUCUUUAGAUUCUUCACGUCGACAGUAUCAAGAAAAGUACAAACAAGUGGAGCAGUACAUGUCAUUUCACAAAUUGCCGUCUGACAUGCGGCAGAAGAUACAUGAUUAUUACGAGCACAGGUACCAAGGAAAGAUCUUUGAUGAGGACAAUAUUCUGAGUGAGCUCAAUGAUCCACUGAGGGAGGAGAUCGUGAAUUAUAAUUGUCGAAAACUGGUGGCCACAAUGCCACUAUUUGCUAAUGCGGACCCAAAUUUUGUCACUGCCAUGCUGAGCAAGCUGAAGUUUGAGGUUUUUCAGCCUGGAGAUUAUAUUAUCCGUGAAGGAGCUGUUGGGAAGAAAAUGUAUUUCAUUCAACAUGGCGUAGCAGGCGUCCUUACCAGAUCCAGUCGAGAAAUGAAACUGACUGAUGGCUCUUAUUUUGGAGAAAUAUGCCUUUUGACAAAGGGUCGUCGAACGGCCAGUGUACGAGCUGAGACUUAUUGUCGCCUGUACUCCCUAUCCGUGGAGAAUUUUAAUGAAGUUCUAGAAGAAUAUCCAAUGAUGAGAAGGGCCUUUGAAACCGUUGCCAUCGACAGACUAGACAGGAUAGGGAAGAAGAACUCCAUUCUCCAGCAACGGUUUCAAAAGGAGCUCAACACAGGAAUAUUCAACAACCAGGAGAGCGAGAUACUGAAUCAGAUUGUGAAACAGGACAGGGAAAUGAUAGAGGGGGCUCCCUCAGUUAGCUACCAGCAACUUCCAGCUCUGAAUUCUAGUACCAGCUCAUCACUGAGAAUGAGGACCCAAUCCCCCCCUGUUUAUACUGCUAACAGUCUGUCUCAUGGAAAUCUACAAUCUCCCACACCAAGUCCACAGACACCCCAACAAGCGGCUAUGUUUUCACCAUCUUUCUCAACAGCUGCUUGCAGUCCUUCAGUACAAAGUCCACUGACAGGUCGAACAUUUCAGUACAGUACCCCCACGGCUUCACAACUUUCAUUAUUACAGCAGCAACAGCAACAGCAGCAGCAGAAAUCUAUGUCUGGUUCAUCUUCUGUCAAUGAAGCUAACAAGAGCAGUCAAGCUCUACCAAACUCUAACCUGAGUAGAGAAGUGAGGCCUCUCUCUGCUUCGCAGCCUUCUUUGCCCCAUGAGAUCUCCCCUCUAGUGACUAAGCCACACCCAACCGUAGGGGAGUCAUUGGCCACCCUACCACAACCAGUAUCAAAUGUGCAGCCUUCAGGUGCUCAGUCUGGAAGCCGAAGCAAUGUCCCUCCCCGGGUGGCCCUGUUUCGACAGAUGUCUUCAGGAGCUUUACCUCCUGCAAGGGUUGGGGCACCAACUCAACCAUCCACCCCAGCCCCAGCUCCCAGCAAGGAUUCCACCACAGGAGCAAGUGCAGACACAGACACAGACAAACCACGUUAUGCUUCAAAUUUAUGAUGCCUCUUACCUGUACAUAAAGACAACACUGAAUUAAACUGAAAACAUCCCAAAAAACAGUUUUAAUCGAUAGAAUCCUAAUAUCUAUUAUGAAGAAAACAUUUA
Messenger RNA from Nanorana parkeri, 1779 nucleotides. RefSeq names its product potassium/sodium hyperpolarization-activated cyclic nucleotide-gated channel 1-like. NCBI's taxonomy places the organism in Eukaryota, Metazoa, Chordata, Amphibia, Anura, Dicroglossidae. The transcript has 6 exons. The record is from RefSeq and is a predicted model, not a curated record. The coding region runs from base 1 to 1674 and encodes 557 amino acids.